CUUGUCGAAGCAGCCAGGCUCGCAUGCAACUCGACGUCAGUGUUCGCAAACCUCAAAACGUGAUCAACACACGUCCCCUUGCCGCCGACCAUGCCGGAGGAGUCCGCGAUGGAGGCUUGGCUUCGAGUUGUAAAGGAGGGUACAUUCCUCUGGCAACUCAAGUCUGAAGACUUUCAGGAUCUACUCGAUCUAUAUCCGCAAUUCCUUGCGACUGGAAUGGAAGACCUCGACAAAUACCGUUUCCAAGGUAAAACUAUCCUUGAAGGAACCCAAAACCAGAACGAAGACGAUCACGAAGACGAAGAAGAAGAAGAAGAAGAAGAAGAAGAAGAAGAAGAAGAAGAAGAAGAAGAAGAAGAAGAAGAAGAAGAAGAAGAAGAAGAAGAAGAAGAAGAAGAAGACAAAAAAGUUCAAGUCAAACGACAUGAAAUCAUCAUCCAUCUCGGUCACUGGUUCUAUAAACGCUGCGAUGGUGACCAGCGAAAUGGCUGCAAGAGCCACCACCAGUGCCUCGAAUCCCACUCCGCAGAAAUUGAGACCGCUAUUGACAAAGCCUUCAAAUCUUUCGACAAGAAAAAACAUGUCUGCGCCGUAUCCAGGCUCCAAAGGCUACUCAAAGAGAGCAAGGGACCCAACCGUACGAAAUUCGAGUUUGCCAUCUUGAUACUUUCCGCAAAGUACCCGAACCAGGUGCCGUUCUGCUCACCAGAACUACGGAAGUGCAUCGACGCUGGUAAAGACAAUUUGAACGACACCACGGCCGGGGUUGAGGAUUGGGGAAGCGAAAUAUACGCCAAGGAGUACGCCCUGUUCCAGUCUCGUUGUGGUCAAGUGAUGCAGAAGAUUCCUACGCUGGAACCCGAAUCUGCGGCUCAAGAUGUCGAGAAGGUAGCGUAUGUGUUGGACCGCUGGAGUGCCCUGAAAGACACCUACAUUGACCGCGGGGUCAUUUCCAGUCUCGGAGGCAAACCAGUAUCGCUUGCCGGUUCUGGUAAUACGAUUAUUCGGAAGGGUUUGAGAUCCCGGGAUAAUUCGACCCCCGAAACUAUUGCCGUGAAAAGCAUCUCGCAGUUCAGUCAGGUUGUCGUCAACUAUCUGAGUGAGAUUCGAAUUCAUGCCACCCAAAACUUAGAUACGGUAAUGUCCGCCAAAUUCUGCUGUCAACACCGCAUGGUCUGACUCCCCGCGUACCCCAGAGCCAUCUUGUUGCAUAUUAUGGGUGGUCUUUUUGGGACGGCCAUUUCCACAUCGCGAUGCAGCUGAUGUGCCAAGAUCUGGAAGACCUACUAACA
This is a messenger RNA of Ilyonectria robusta, 1292 nucleotides long. RefSeq lists its product as uncharacterized. Bases 91 to 1179 code for a protein of 362 amino acids. Lineage: Eukaryota; Fungi; Ascomycota; Sordariomycetes; Hypocreales; Nectriaceae. The record is from RefSeq and is a predicted model, not a curated record. The transcript has 3 exons.